Messenger RNA from Neurospora tetrasperma FGSC 2508, 2172 nucleotides. RefSeq lists its product as uncharacterized. Gene Ontology annotation, cellular component: RNA polymerase I core factor complex. Bases 1 to 2172 code for a protein of 723 amino acids. Gene Ontology annotation, biological process: nucleolar large rRNA transcription by RNA polymerase I. The transcript has a single exon. NCBI's taxonomy places the organism in Eukaryota, Fungi, Ascomycota, Sordariomycetes, Sordariales, Sordariaceae. The record is from RefSeq and is a predicted model, not a curated record. Gene Ontology annotation, molecular function: TBP-class protein binding; RNA polymerase I core promoter sequence-specific DNA binding.
AUGUUCACCAAGGACGGGAAUUUCAGCGAUCCAGGCACACCGACAACUCCAGGAGCACCAGGAACACCAAGGACACCAGACACACCAAACAGGCGCGGCACUCCAACCCGGACCGAUCGUAACGGCCGUGACCGUACCGAGCGCAACACCGCACGAAACGGGGCAACAAGAAGACCGGGGACGCCUUCCGCUUCCAUGUCGGGGUUCUUCAAGAUGGAAGGCACGAGCGCCGCCGAUGUGGGCCCCGCAGGACCGGUACCCGCCGCCAGAGAUGCGGUCCGAACAGAAGGAACGGCCGAUACGGUGCGGCGCGCUUCCUCGGCAAGAACCGCACAGCGACCCAGAGAACCUUCUCAAUUGGGCGCCCACAUUUCACGGCCUCCCUCUCGCAUGCCCUCGAUUCCAGGGCCACCUCGACAGCCCAACCAACCCGUGACGCCCUCUCUGCUCAAUCCGACUGUGUACACGCCUCCCACCAGAGAGCAACGAGCUGCCGCAGCCGCGUCGCGAGGUGAUCGCAACAAUUCAACCUCUUCUGCUCCCGGCGGCAGUCACCAGCUUACCUCCUCCGUCAGCUUCCCUGCGCAGGGACACCCAUCCCGUCCAAUGCACCGAAGCAGACCCUCGGCGCCCGAAAAUGGCCAACGCACGAAUGCCUGGGAGGACUCAACGGUUGCGUCCAUAUUUGGCGACCAUGAAAGCAGGGAUGGAAGAUCAGAAAGUGCCCACGAGCGCCAGAUAAACGGAGCUCAACACCCCCAGCUCGUGCGGGGCCGUCACUACAGCGACACUGCAUUUCCUCGCUCAAACACCCAGGCACAACAUCCAGCCGUCGCCCAACAACCCAAGUCUGCACGACCAACACUCGACCACGAUGAGAACCUACCAUUUGUUAUCGGCGAAGGUGGUAUCCUCACCGUGGUUGAGGCCCCGCGAAGCCGCAACGAUCCCGAUGCUGUCGCCCUAAACAAGACCAUCGAAGCUAUCACCAAGGAGCGGGAGCCAACCAUCAAGAUCGAGGACGAAUAUGAGGGUGAUCGCGCAGCUUUCAACUCGACACCCACCAAACAACUUGGGGCCUUCCAGCGCGCACGACUUCCCCACCGCGACCCGAGGAAAGCAGGAUCAGUAAGAGGUGGCCAGGGCGGAUACACAUCAGACAUGCAAUCCCCAGGGAGGUCCUCGGAUGCCGGCGGGGAUCUGGAGAAGAGCCGAAUCGAACAACGUCUACGCCGUGAGCGUGAACACGAGCGUCUGCGCGAACAGGAAAGGGAGAAGGAACGGAUCCGCAAGGAGGCCGAACGACGCGAACGCGAACGCCAGCGCAAGCAUGAGAUCCAACAUCAGCGCAGCACCGUGUUUGACGACCUCACCCCCGUCGAGUCCGAAGCACCACCGCUUCCCACACCCAACUUCAAUAACACGCAAGCUGCUGUUGUCCCUAGCAGCAGCAGCGGCUUCGAUAUCGACGCCUCCUCGCCUGGCAAAGUCACACCUAAAGCGUCCGGCUCGCGCCAUCUUCGCCCGUCGCAGAUACCGAGCCAGCAGCCACUCCCUCCCCAACUCAAAGAUGCCUCGAUUGCUCUGGCGCGAACCACCAGCCGCCGGGCAAAGGAGAAGGAAGUUCAAAAACCACAGCAACCACCAAAGCCCGCCGUCGCCUCUCCAUUGCCCAUCCUAGAACAGGCCAAAAAGCGCCGCCUUUCCACUCUCGACUAUGACGAUGCCCAACUCUACCAAAUGCCCUAUACCACCCUCCUCACUCAGUCCUUUGACGAAGACCCGCAAGAAGAGGCCCUUAAGCAACAAGCUCAAGCCACUACCAAACUCCAACAAGACGACCGUCCUCCAGCAGACGCAACCCUCGAAGACAAACUCCAACACUACAAGACCAAACCUCCGGCUCAACAAGCCGAGUUCUUUACGCACAUGAAGAUUGACGAGUGGGACGACGCGGGCGAUUGGUUCCUGGACCAGUUUACCUCUGUGGCGAAGAGGAUUAAGGACGCGAGGAGGGCGAAGAGGAAGAUGGUGGAGGAGUUUGAGGUGGAGAUCGCUGAGAGACAGGGAUCGGUUAAGAGCAAGAUUGAGAAGAUUGGACGGACACUGGAGAAUUUGAAAGAGGAGGGAAAGACGAUGAUGCAGGGGAAGGAGAUGGAUUUGGAGGAUUAG